AUGCCGUCCGCCAGCACCACCGGAUCAUUCUCUGACAUCUCAACGUCAGACAUUGUCAGCAACGACCCCCCUCGGGGGACGACCAUUACCUCAUCAUUCCGAAGCACCAACAGCGGCUCUGAUCUCACUAUUCAGAUCCCUCGUACGCUUGAAGGACACUUAGGGGUGCUGAUCUUCGAAAUCCCGCAUUACGAAACCAGUCUUCAACGUGACGAAAAUGAUUGGUUAGACGAGGCGGAGCUAAACAUAAGGGUACCAGCAGACAGAAACUCCCGCAAAUAUGAUAAUUUACAAGAAGCCAUCGAUGAGGUAUACUUUCCGGUCGACGAAGCAGCUCGAGACAGCUACAAGGAUGACGUCGAAGACGAGCUGGCCACCAUUCGCGAAUUGUCCAUCCAGCCUUCAUCUACCGCUGCGGCACAUACCACCAUCAGCUUGGACGAGUUAAAAAUAUGCGCUGAGCGAGACUUCUGA
Messenger RNA from Cryptococcus amylolentus CBS 6039, 474 nucleotides. RefSeq lists its product as hypothetical. Lineage: Eukaryota; Fungi; Basidiomycota; Tremellomycetes; Tremellales; Cryptococcaceae. The transcript has 2 exons. The coding region runs from base 1 to 474 and encodes 157 amino acids. The record is from RefSeq and is a predicted model, not a curated record.